Molecule: messenger RNA, 2064 nt
Organism: Paramuricea clavata
Lineage: Eukaryota; Metazoa; Cnidaria; Anthozoa; Malacalcyonacea; Plexauridae
Source: the annotation of a GenBank genome assembly
UGAGUCAGACCAUAGUUAAUAUAGAAGACCGGGUUUGGAAGGCUGGGUCACGUGACGAAAUAUGUUGGAUUUUCGGUCACGUGGAACAUAUAGUGCAUUGCGUGCAAGAUCGUAAACAAUGACCAUAGUGAUUCUAUACAAUGAGUGUCGAAUUUAUACCAUGACAUGCGAAGCGAAAAAAGCUGUUAGUUUGGCGAUUUUUUUACAAUGCCUCGAGCCAAUUGCUAAAUAUUUGGUUGUGGAACAAGCAGAACGCAUGUUGGGCUCGGAAUCUUUCGAAUUCCGUCUGGCAAAGACGAAUGAUCAACUAGAGCUCGAGAGGCUUGGGUUACGAAACAUAAUUACAAAGAAUCGACAUAUGGACAAAAGUUUACGUCGCCAGAUCGAUAUUAAAGGCGAGCUGCAUGUUUUCGAGCAUAGAAACAUCCCAAGAUUGAAAUACAUUGAUUGUCGUACGGGUAUUCUUAUUUUUUUCGUAAGCAAUGAGUUAAAACUGUGCGAAAGAGGCAAUAACGUGAGAACAACUUAUAUCUACCAGGCAAAACCAGGCAGUAAUAAGAUUGCCCAAACCUUUUAAUACUGGACUAUCAAUUAAAGAGACUGUAAAUUCAGUUGUUGCCCUGACAAGGUUUUUGUUGAGCGAAGGAUUUGAGUUUGUGCUCACAGAACGGUUCUUCCAGGAUGAUAUACGAUGUUUAAGAGUAUUUCGGUUUAAUACCAGCGAGCACAAGGGAGAAGGAAUGAUAUUUUACUGUAAAACCCAACAGCAGCUGACAACCAUUCAAGGAAAUGUUUCAAUUCUGGACGGCAUUCUGGUAUUAAAGCGAAGCAAGUGGUGUAAAUGUGUAAUGUCAGUGAGGAGUCAUUGCCCAAAGAGAAGAACAUAAAACAAUCAAGAAAUAGUGAUCUUGAACAUGUUAUGAGACCAAUAGUUAACAAGUAAUGCAAAAUAUUGAUCAUUUUGCGAGAACUCUUGAAGUCUGUAGACAUAUUGAACAUUUCUUAUGGAGGUACUAUUGUAUUGUGCACAGUGCUACGAGUAAAAUCAUCUGGCAUUACUGUAAUAGACAGAGUAAAAUAAUAAAGUAGGGUGCAUCUGGGUACAUUGCCACUUAAAGGGUUAAAUUUAGAGAAUUUCCAUGCUGUUAAAACAAAUGAGCUAAAGCUCAUUAUAAUUUUGCUUGAUCUAGCUGUGCAUGAUAUAACUUUGAAGCAAUUUAGUGCUGACACCAAUAUGUACUUCAUGCCACAAAAAUGAUCUAAUAGUUUACCUUGUUAAGAAUUUUCAAAAUUAACAGUACCUUAGAAGUGCUUAACCCAUUAAACACCAACACUCUACCCUUGACAAAUAAAAUUGUCUGCUGUUAAACAGAGUAAAAUAGUCUGGCAUUAGACAGAGUAAAGUAGGGCCCAUCAGGGCACAAUGUUACUGAAUGGGUUAAGUAAGUCAUAUCAGUGCUAAACAAUAAAUUGCAAUGCAAUGUGGGAAACAUGCAGGACAAAAUAUACCUAAUGUUUUUAUUGAUUCAAAAUUGUGUGAUAUAAGCACUUUUAAGGUCUAUUACCACUCCCAUGAAGUGCUACAGUAUAUUAGUAAGAUUACGCUUCAUUAUGAUUGGCUAAACAGCAAUAUUUGUCCCUGAAUCAGUUAGCUUGGGGAGGAUUGCUUAUAAGCUGACCACAGUGAAAGGUGAUGUAGCACUUCACAAGGAGUGUUAAAUACUCAUUCCUAUCCAAUCAGUAUUUAAGUGUAUCUCUUUCAAAUAAUGCUAGAUUUACUCCAUAAUAAUACCCUUUAAUUAAUUAAACUGAAAUGUAGUAGUUAAUUAGUGUACAUAUUUUUUCAUCACUAUAUAAAUAUUUGCAAUUAAAACCUACUAAAAAUAUUUACAUUUAGCAUUCAGUUACAAUAAAUAUUUUAGUAACAAUGUCUCGACCAACCUUGUAUCCAGGAUCUUUUCUUUUGGCGAGAAAAGACCCUGGUAGAUGCUUGUCACAUGACGUGCUAAAAUCUCAUAAAAUUUAGCAGAUUUUUAAUUAACUAUAUUGGACUCCUUUACUUAC